Messenger RNA from Metarhizium album ARSEF 1941, 2049 nucleotides. Its product is annotated as ribosome biogenesis protein Kri1. The transcript is spliced from 2 exons. Gene Ontology annotation, biological process: endonucleolytic cleavage in ITS1 to separate SSU-rRNA from 5.8S rRNA and LSU-rRNA from tricistronic rRNA transcript (SSU-rRNA, 5.8S rRNA, LSU-rRNA). The coding region runs from base 1 to 2049 and encodes 682 amino acids. Gene Ontology annotation, cellular component: nucleolus; 90S preribosome. The record is from RefSeq and is a predicted model, not a curated record. NCBI's taxonomy places the organism in Eukaryota, Fungi, Ascomycota, Sordariomycetes, Hypocreales, Clavicipitaceae.
AUGGCAUCCCGAACAGCAGGUUCGUCUCACGGCCUGAACCCACCCAAACGCACUCUCUUGGAUGACAGCGAUUGCGACUCGGAAGCUGGUGGUGCUCAAUUAGAAGAAAGCGACUUCAGGGUCAAUGAGGAGUAUGCACGUCGCUUUGAGCAUAAUAAGAAACGGGAAGAGAGACACAAGCUCGAGGAAAAGUUCAAGGGCAGUGGCAAGGACCAGGACGACGACGAAGACGACGAAUCAUCAUCGUCUAAUGAAACCGAAGAUGAAGACGGCUUUCUAGCUACCGAAGACUUGGACGCCCAGAUCUCUGCCACGCUACAUGCCAUCAGAAACAAAGACCCGCGGUUGUAUGACAAAGAUUACAAGUUCAUCAACCUUGCGGAUGAGGACACGGCGGGGAGCAAGGAAAAGAAAGAAACCCCCGUGUUUCUGCGAGACUAUCAGCGGCAAAAGCUUCUGCAAGGGGAUGCAGGCGCCUCCGACGACGACGACGAAGACCCUGUUCAGCAGACCUAUGCCGAGGAGCAGGAAGCCCUCAGGAAGAGGAUUGUAUCGGAGAUGAAUGCUUCCGGAGCGGUGGAUGGCUCUGACGGCUCCGACGACUCUGACGACGAUGAUUUCAUGAAGAAGAAGGCGCCCGCCAAAGUGGAAAAGACCGAAAACGGCGUCCACCCUUCGCGAGCGCCUGCUCUGAAAAUUUCCAACCUAGACGUAACCAAUGCCGACAGGGACCCCGAAACAUAUCUCUCCAACUUCCUAUCCGCCAGAGCUUGGAUACCAGAGGAAGGGGGUCGCUGGAAAGCCUUUGAAUCAGACGAAGGAGAGGACGAUGACCGGGCCGAUGAGUUCGAACAGGCUUACAACAUGCGAUUCGAGGACCCGGAAAAGAGCAACGAAGUCCUCCAGUCCUACGCUCGUGAUUUUGCCGCUGCGCGAUCGGUCAGGAGAGAGGAAAAGACCGGCAGACAACGCCAAAGAGAAUUAGAAAAGGAAAAGAAGGAGGCGGAAGCGCGCCAGAGACGCGAAGCCAAGGCCCGUCUGCGCAAACUCAAACUCGAAGAGACGGAGGAGAAACUCCGCAAGGUCAAGCAAGCGGCCGGCGCGGUGGGCAAGGAGUUGUCAGAGCAGGAGUGGAUGAAGUUUCUCGACGAAGCCUGGGAAAACGACAAGUGGGAGGAGGAAAUGCAGAAGCGGUUUGGCGACGAAUAUUACGCCAUGGAAGACGACGCCGCUGCGGCAUCCGAUGACGAGGAUGAUGACAACGGCGAGAAGAGGAAGAGGAAGAAGAAAAAACACCCCAAGAAGCCCAAGUGGGACGACGACAUUGACAUCAAAGACCUCGUCCCUGACUUUGAAGACGACAACUGGGCCAAACGCCCCGUGACUCUUGGCGGCGACGACGACGACGACGACGACGACGGCGACAUCGACGGCGACAACGACGGCGACAACGACGGCAACAACGACGGCGACAACGAAACCCAAGACCCUGACGCGGCCCCUUCCAAAAAGCGGAAAACAUUGCAAGGCAAGCGCGCCAGACUUGAAUCCCAAAAACAAGCCCGCAAGGAGCGUUCCAAGCUGGAGGCCCUUGUCGACUCCAAGCUCGAACUCGACAACCAUGAACUCCUCGGCUCCAAGUCCGAAAUGGCCUUUCGGUACCGAGAAACAUCCCCGCAGGCCUUUGGCAUGACGGCUCGCGAUAUCCUGCUCGCCCCCUCGGACAAGGAUCUAAACGAGUUCUUCGGCCUCAAAAAACUCGCGACCUUUAGGGAUGCCGAGAAGAAGCGUCGGGACAAGAAGCGUCUUGGUAAGAAGGCCCGCCUCAGAGAGUGGCGAAGAAGCACGUUUGGAAAGGAAUUUGAAAAGGAGGGACCUACGUACGGGUUCGAGAGAGCCAUGGGUGAGGAGGACGCUGUCAUGGACGAGGCGCCCGGCAAACCCGCUGUGGAUGGGUCUGGGCACGUUCUUCCAGAGGUUGGUGCGAGAAGGAAGAAGAGAAAGAGGUCCAAGGGUAAGAAGAAGGGCGGUGCUGAAGAAGACGAGUAG